AUGGCCAAAUGGCGUACUCGGGCAAUCAGAAACCUGUACGGACAGCGUUGUGCAAAUCGAUUGGAAUCGGCUCUGGACACAACCCUUCGUCGCAGCCAGCAACGAUCAGGUUCCAGUUCUAUCAUAGAUUUCUCCGACAGUGGACCCCAAAGACAAUCGUUAUUUAGUGCCGCAGCACAGCGAUCUCCGUUUAGCGGGAACAGCAAUGGUGACUUUAAUGAAGAAAUCCAACAGAUUGUUACCGAUUACAAGCAAAAGUUCAACGGACCAGUAAAUGGUCCGGGAUUACCCUUCUACCCAACGGCUGGUUCGCCAAACCUACUGUCCGCCGCCCAGGUCGAAGUGGCUAACUUAAGGGUGAGAAUCCCUCAAAAUCACCAGUGGGUCGUGGUGGACCGAUGCCAAUUUAUCGAACAUAAUCGUACGCUAGACACUAAGCUAGAAUUUCCGGACCUACAAAUCAGUGGGAGAGUGAUAAUGCACCCAUCGGGAGGACGGUGCGAUAUGAUACUUCGACUGCGGCGCGCGGGCAUCGAGUUUCGGACGAUUCCGUUGGUGCCAUCCGGUCUCGGCGAGCGCAGCCGGCAGGCCAACGUGCGUACGGACUCACACUUUUCGGAACCCGGAUUCAUAUCGGUGUUUGCCCACAGCUGCGAAGGGCCGUCCGGUAUCAAGUAUCGUAUCAACUCAAAGAGACGCCAUUUUCUCAAUCGCCAGCCAACUGCACCGUCCCACUACGGUCGCGAUCGGCGAAGGUCUCUAGAUUACGUCGAUGACGACCUAACGAGCAACGAUGGCAAGAACGACAUGCUGAAGCUCAACGAUGGAGACACUCUGUUUUUAUCGCCUGCAACGUUCGUCGAUGUGGAUGAAGAUCAGCGAGACCUCGAGCCAUCCGCGGAGCAGGAUCCAAACAGCAGAACAUUCUUUGCGGAACGCAAUCCCUUCUCCUACUCGUCCUACGCAGGCCCUAACGCAUACGGGUACGGACCAACCCCGGCCACACCGGACAAGGGUUGGCAAAACGUAGAAACAAACGAGGCUUUGGACGAUGCUUACUCGAACGAAAUCGACAACCUUUUCUCCAAGGGCGUUCGGGGGCUACUAACGACGUACAUGCAAAAAGCUCUCCAACCGGCCAUCAAGGAAACGUUAAUGGAAAGUAUGGGUUACACAUUAUCAUACGGUUAA
Messenger RNA from Anopheles cruzii, 1191 nucleotides. RefSeq lists its product as uncharacterized. The record is from RefSeq and is a predicted model, not a curated record. NCBI's taxonomy places the organism in Eukaryota, Metazoa, Arthropoda, Insecta, Diptera, Culicidae. Bases 1 to 1191 code for a protein of 396 amino acids. The transcript has 3 exons.